AUGAAUAACACAAUAGGUUACGCAUCAUAUCAAAAGCAAUCUCAACAAACAAAUGAAACAAUUUCUAUUAUCCUUUUUUUUUCUAUUUUGAUUAUUUUAGCAGUUUCUUUUAUUAUCUAUUUUUGGUAUACGGAAAGACACAAGAUUCCAGUAAAUCAAAGAGGAGAUCAAGCAGUGGGGCAACAGCAAGAAAUUUAUUUACUAGUUGACAACAUCAGUCAACAACUCAAGACCACCUUUAGGAUCCCUAUUUGUACAUUAGCUAUUGUUCUUUGGAAUCAUAUCAGUCAGUCAGAUAAUAACAACGUCACUCAACACCAAAGAGUUUAUAAUUUUCGAUUUUAUCACCUAGGUUCGCUAAGCUGUGUUAUCAGCUUUAUCGUAUCGUUAGUUAUCUUGAUUGGUUCCUCAACUAGUCAUGUUCUUCAAUCUUCUCUCUUUGUAUUUGUUUUAUCCAUCAAUCUCUAUUUGAUGACUCGACAACGUUGUUAUUAUACUGAACGACGCAAGUUAUAUGGCAACGAUGAUGCUCAUAUUACAGCUGUUUACGAUACUCGAUUUGAUGAUUGGGAUACCUCUAUGUUAUCCAAUUGGAUUCAACUUACAAUUUUAAUUAUCGAAUUUUUACAAUUAAUGACUUUCCCUUUACGAGAUUUAGUAGCAGUAACUCAUGGUAGUCAACAACAAACAUCUGAAUUAGUCUCCUUUGUGAUGAAUGCAGGCGGGCUUAUGCCUGAUAUGAGGACACCUACUUGGUAUACCUAUUCACUAUGGACAACUUUUGUAGGAACCUGCGUAAGCUUAUUGGUUGGUCUAUUGAUCCAUAUUAUUCAUUGGAAGUACCCAUAUCGAAUAUCGACAAGAUGGGUGAGAUGGUUUAUUCCUGUUACAACUUUAUUAUAUAUUCCUAUAUUAACGACGUUUGUAAGUUCAGCAGCAUGCCAAUCACUCAAUAUGCCAUUUAAUGAUAAUAAUCAAACAUUACGAUGCCAUUCACAAACCAUUUCACAACCUCUUUAUUUCUAUAUUUCACUAUUAGGUUACUUGUUAGCUUAUUUUAUGAUGACUAUCUUUUUAACAAGCUAUGAACGUAUACCAAAUCAAAACGAAAUAGCAUAUAAAUCCAUAAGUGUAGCAUUUAUUAAAAAUAUGGGUAAAAUAUAA
Messenger RNA from Cokeromyces recurvatus, 1164 nucleotides. RefSeq lists its product as uncharacterized. The record is from RefSeq and is a predicted model, not a curated record. Lineage: Eukaryota; Fungi; Mucoromycota; Mucoromycetes; Mucorales; Mucoraceae. The transcript is spliced from 3 exons. Bases 1 to 1164 code for a protein of 387 amino acids.